GGAUCCAAGACAUUAACAUCUUCAGAGCAUUCAACUAGCAGAUCAGUGGGCAGUGAUGGCAAUUCACCCCAGCUUACCACCAUUUUCCCAGAGGAUACAACUAGCAGUUCAGACGAAAGUGAUGGUUUUGUACCACAGCUUACUGACAGUCUCCCUUCUUGUGUAAACUAUACUGCAAGCAAUGCAAAGAAGCCAAUUAGAGGCCCUCCUGAGCUUAAUAAAGUUCUCCCAUCCUUGGCUGACAUUAACACAAUAACCAAACCUUCAAAAGAUGCUGAUCUCCCUGAUGAUGUUCUAUUACUGACAGUGAAGAAUUAUGAGUUCUUAGCUUGUUACAGUGAGCUUAAGAACCCCUAUAGAUGUUACUUUGAUGGUCUCGGAUAUGUUUACUUUUCUGAUGUGGAUAGAAGGCAAGAGAAAGUUACAGUCGCAUUAUUAAAAUGUUUUGAAAAUAGUAGUGGUCCUGGUGGUUCUCUUGUCUCUGUUAAGAAUGCGGCCACUGUACUAAGACCUAAAGCAGUUAUAUCUGUUGGUGCAUGUAGCAGCCUUCACCCUGAGAAAUCCAAGUUAGCAGACAUUGUUGUUUCUGCCAAAAUAGCAACAUAUGCAUCCAAAGUGGUGAUCAAUAAUCAAGAACAGUCAACUGGUAUGAGGAGUUAUGUGAGCAAACGCUUCCUGGAUGUCAUUAAGAAUUGUGCUGAUGGCUGGCAAGCACCAUUGAAGAACCUGGCUGAUGCUCAACAAGUUCAAGUUUAUACUGCUGCUGAGUUUCUGAGUGGACCAGAACAAGUCAUUUCUGGACAGCGGCGUGAUCAACUUGCUGAAACCAAUCCUCAGGCAAUAGCAAUGGAAAAUGAAGGAGAAGGUAGGCCGACUGCUUUUUGAUAAGAGGGUGCACACAGCCAGGUCAAGCUUUGCUUGAGGUGGAAAGAGACACAGUAGCAUGCAUCAUACUUGUACUAGAAAAGCAAAAAUUUUGUUUCCUUAAAAGCAUCAAGAGGUCGGGAGUUUGGCACUUAAAAUCAUGUCUGUCAGUUUCAUUGGGAAAUCCUCUCGUUUUUGCUUGAGAAAUAAUAAUUAUUGUCAUAUUGCCUAAAACAUUAUGCGGCUAAAUCAAAUUUAGGCUAAGUUUAACUCUAAACAUUGCUGGCCACUUAAGUUAAAUCUUUCAAGUGAGAAGGCUCUUCGGGAACGCUGGGGAAUUCACAGCUUCUCUGUUGAGGUCAUACCAUUACAUUCAAGUAGCUUAUUAAUGUUGCUUGUACUCGUCAAUUGUUCUGCUCCUUACCCUGCCUUCCCUUUGGUAAGUACAGUGGAACCCCGUUAAUACUGUCACUAAUGGGUCAAAACAAUUUGGCCACGUCAACGGGGUGGCUGAAUUACAAGGGCAGGGUCAAACUUUAUGACUUAAGGACUGUAAUGACAAGCACAUCAUACAUCGCUGUCACACUUCUUGUACAACGCUGUUCUCUUAAAUAAAUAACAGGAAUGUAGAUAUCACGUACCGUAGUUGUAAAAACUACUUGAAACUCCGUCAGGACAUAAAACAGUUUUUAAAAAUCGACUAUAAGACCACCACAAAAUACAUUGUAAGUGACUAUAGUUUAAAAACAGUAGAAAAACAAGCGCAGCUUGAUUACUAGGUCAAUGAAAUUGACAUAUCACAGGCAUUUCAAUUUUCAAAAUUUCUGACAAGUGGCCGUUUUAGUGGGGUGAAAUAUUUUAUUGUAAAAGAUGCUACUGUUUGGGAUUUUAAAAUAUGGCAAUUGGCCACAUCAGUGGGUGACUGUGUUAACAAGGUUUUUUCAUUAGAAAAUGUAUGGCCAUUUUGCCAGGCCAAAAGUUUCUAUAUGAUCGUUACGAUCACAGCGAUCGCUGAGAAAAAAAGUUCAGCGAUCAUAUGGAAACCACUCUCCAGUGAUCGCAGCGACAACGAUCGCUGAGAUAGAACUUUUUAUAUCUCAGCAAUAUGUUGUCGCUGCGAUCGCUGGAGAGUGUUUUCAUAUCAUCGCUAUGAUCGCUGAAGUUUUUUUUUUCUCGGCGAUCGCAGCGAUCACAGCAAAGGUAGCGAUCAUAUGGAAACCGGGCUUUAAUUUGAUCAUGGCAUAUUUUAAACGUAAGGAUUGCUUACAGUGAAACCAGUCUAUUUAAACUGUGUAUUAUUAUGAAAAAGCUAGUGAUAUUGUAUGGUCCGUCUCAAUAAGUGCAGUAGUUUGGUCGAGUGUGUUGAUUUCACUGACUUGAGUGGAGCUACUUUGGGCUGUUUAUAACUUUUUCCGAAUAAAUAACAUAGACCUAAAAUGUUCUUUUGUCCGGUGCCGAAAAUAUCCCAAGUCAUGAUGAGACGGCACCGCCGAGCUUCACAUCUUGACAGAUUUACUUUGUAGCAAAACGGCCGCCGAGCUACACAACUCGGUAGAUUUACUUUGUGGUACAACAGCCGCAGAAACGUUUGAAAGAUGAACGUUUCGAAAGAUUCAGCGAACACAGAUCGAUAGUAGACCUUCAGAAAACUCUUGAAAUAUGUACGCUUUGCGAAGAUUCAGCAAACUUUUAAAAGAUGAACGCUUUACGAAGGCAAAAUAAAAGACCUCAGAAAACGCUUGAGGACACACGAAUCACCAUUUUGAGUUAGUUCGUCAAAGUAAGGCAAAACGUAAGCAAGCGCCUCAAAGCGAGGCAAAUGUGUGUCGACGACGACGACAAAUGCAAUCUCAAAAAACCUCCCUUAUUAAUUGCACAGGGCACCCAAUAAUGCGCAGAACACCCAACACAAAUAAGGGGUUGCGCUCUCGUACCUCGAAUGCAAAAAUGGCUGCCAACAUCUCUCACUGUCUGGUCAAGUUUCUUAUUUUGCUGAUGAAGACACUUAAAUGAAACAGGACUUUUCUCAAACCUCAUCUACUGUUUGUUUUGUUGUUCUACAGGCGUAUUUACAGCAGCAUUUGAUUGUCAAAUUGAGUGGUUAAUUGUGAAAGGAAUAGCUGACUAUGCAGAUGGUUCUCAGUUAGCUUCAGAGAGUUGGUCUUCCUGUGCGAGUGUGAUGGCAGCAUCUCUUGUUGCACACAUGUUGAAUGAACCCUGUGUUUUCCAUUCAUGGCCUCAUUAUCAAGGUAAUCAUGCUAUCAUAAAGUGCUGUCACAUCUUGGCAUCUGAUUUAUUGAAUCUAUUGUUGGGUUCGUUCCAUAGUACAGUCACAGAUAAGCUACAUGGUACAUGCUCUGGGGUGCAUGCCAUCCCAAAUUCAGCAUUCCACUUGUUCAAGUUGAGAUUCAAGUAGUAUAGUGAAUGUGAUACAUUUCUGUAAAAUAACAAGAAGCAUUGGAAGUGUGCAUCUCAUUAAAAAGGGACCAGUACGAUUUGAGAUAAUUUGCAAUAUUUAGAAGCUAUCGUGAUAGUCCGGAUUAUACCGGAAAUCCUCUAUUAAGCCACCCUCUUCUGAAAUAACCCCCCUCCCUCUUAUAAUCACCCCUUCCCUCCCCUAAUUAUUCUUUACUAAUGAGGAUGGAUGGUUUCAUACCAACUGGAAGUUUGGAUUUGAUUAUGAUCCUCCGUGCAUGACCUUAAACCUUCUUGUACUUGAGCUUUUCCACUUAGUUUUGUAGUUCUCUAUGGAGAGCUGAUACUAUCGUCUUUUCUAAAUUAAUUGAGCCCCCCACCCCAUCUCAAAUAAGGAGGAUUUGCGGUAGUGAUAUUUUGACACUUGACAUGCAUAUUUUAGACAGUGGUGAAAAUAUUAUUAUUAUUAUCGUUUUAUACGUCAUCAGUGAAUCAAUAAAAUAUCAAUUUUGUUAUCAAACUAAUGAGUGUUUUUUCUUCAGGACCGCAACCACAAGUGUUAAUCACCUACUAUGAUGAAACCCUAGCCGCUCCUUUCAUCGAACGUAUGAAGAAACAUGUCCGAGAUGUCACUGACAAACCUUACAGAGACCUCAAAUCACCUUUUCAUAAUCCAGGCGAAGGACCUAGAAGAGAUCUAAAACUUGACGAAGUCUUCACCAAUUUGCUUGUUUAUAAAGGGAGAGCGAAGUAUGACUUUUCAGGAGACAGAGUGAAACAGCUAAACGAGUACCACAAAGCCAAUGAAAGUUUACGACCAACACCGCCAGGAGAUAUUUUUAAUGCUAAAGAGCUGAAGAUUCUUGUUGUCGGUCGUCCUGGAAUUGGAAAAACCAUGUUUAGCACAAAGAUUCUUCGCAACUGGGCGUCCGAUAACCUUUUCAACGAAACACAAAAAUCGCAAGUCGAUUUUAAAGUUGCCUGUCUCAUUAAGCUGAGAAUGUUUAACUAUAGAAACCAAGAACUAAAUCUUCGCGAGAUUCUGGAUCACUCAGAGUAUUCAACCGCUCUUUCCGAAGAGCUCUGGAACUACAUCCGCCACAACCCAGAGCGAGUACUGUUGAUUUUUGAUGGAUUUGACGAAUAUUCUGGUAGGACCAAAAUAAAUGAAGAUGACAUUCAGUACAGAAACAGUGAAGAGGAAAGGAUGCCUGUUUAUUUCCUUAUGAAGAAAAUGGUAGAGGGAAAAAUUCUUACCGGUGCGACAAUCCUAACGACUACAAGACCCAAUGCCGUGUCAUGUAUGAAAAGUCUUCAGUUCGACAAAACAGUUGAAAUUCUGGGAUUCUCAACUGAGCAAGUAAAUAAUUAUGUAGAGAAGUUUACAAAGGAGGCGGACAAAGCGGAAACCAUAAAGCAACACAUCACCAGUAACUUAAACCUUGUAGCCUUCUGCUACGUUCCUGUUAAUUGCUUCAUCAUUUGUUGCUGCUUGUUAGAGUUGCUUGGUAACACGGGCUUUACCAGCCUCCCGACGAGACUGACAGAAAUAUACUCCAUUGCAGUAAGAAUGUUUUACUUUAGCGACGAUGAUGAUCAAUAUCGCCACAAUAAAACUGAAGGUCAACAGUAUUUUCUUAAGCCGUUUAAGGAACUGCCUUCCUCUGUGCAAAAUGUGUUCACACGACUGGGAAAAAUUGCUUUUGAUGGAAUUAAAAAAGGAAGAUUAAUUUUUGAAACACGCGAAGUUAACGACCUAGAGAGUAAUGGCCUGUUUCACCGUUUACCUGAUUUUAGAGACCGUCCUUUAGCAGAGGGAAGAGCGCAAUAUUGCUUUUUACAUCUGACCGUACAGGAGUUCUUGGCGGCGAAGUAUUUGGUAGACACGUUGAGUUCCGAACAACUGCGGGAUUUUGUUGCCGCUCACAUCGAGGUUGGCGCGUGGAAGGUUGUGAUGCAGUUUGUGGCUGGACUGCUGGCUGAAAAAGAAGGACAGUCAACAGAUAUUUUCAGCGAUUUUCUUCCCUCAAAAACUUCUACUGAAGAAGUUGAAAUCAAGAUGAAUGAAGAUUUAGAGGAACGAACUGAAACACUGACCCGUUGGCCAGACUACGGAGGAGACAAGCAUUUAGUGGUGACGCUAUUCAAUUGCAUGUAUGAGAACAAAGCCUCUGAUCAAGAAGUUCAAAAGAAACUGGCGAAAAUUGGUUGUAAUGCGCUUGAUUUUAGUCAGUGUAACCUGUCACCUCUCGACUGUGUAGCAUUAGUGCAUGCACUUAAAUCUGUUGAAGGAAUUUUGGAUUUUGAUUUAAACGGCAGCAACCUUCAGUCGCUAGGAUGUAUUGAGAUUGCGAAGUUGUUACCUGGUAACCAACACAAUCAGGGUUUUUGCGAACUAAAAAGAUUAAACAUCGCUUAUAACCACAUAACUGAUGAAGCAGUUAAACAGUUAUCUACAGCACUCACACACACUAACUGCAAAGUAAACAGCUUAAACCUCGGGGGUAACAACAUAACUAAUGAAGCAGUUAAACAUUUAUCCACAGCACUCACACACACUAACUGCAAACUAAACAGCUUAAACCUCUAUAAUAACAUCAUAACUGAUGAAGGGGUGAAACAUUUAUCUACAGCACUCACACACACUAACUGCAAACUAAACAGCCUAAACCUCUAUAAUAACAUCAUAACUGAUGAAGGG
Messenger RNA from Porites lobata, 5980 nucleotides. The record is from the annotation of a GenBank genome assembly. NCBI's taxonomy places the organism in Eukaryota, Metazoa, Cnidaria, Anthozoa, Scleractinia, Poritidae.